This is a messenger RNA of Amphiprion ocellaris (clown anemonefish), 2529 nucleotides long. RefSeq names its product GTP binding protein 3, mitochondrial (gene gtpbp3). The transcript is spliced from 11 exons. Gene Ontology annotation, molecular function: GTP binding; GTPase activity; protein binding. Bases 254 to 1801 code for a protein of 515 amino acids. Gene Ontology annotation, biological process: tRNA methylation; tRNA wobble uridine modification. The record is from RefSeq and is a predicted model, not a curated record. NCBI's taxonomy places the organism in Eukaryota, Metazoa, Chordata, Actinopteri, Pomacentridae. Gene Ontology annotation, cellular component: cytoplasm; mitochondrion.
AGCAGCUGAAAGUGACCGGUGUAGGAGCUCCGAGCGGCAUGAGUUUGUUAACGAAGACUUAGCUGAGCAGUGUAUUAGUAAUAAAUGAUGGACUGAAACCAUUUAGCAGCUAAUAUUACCUUCACAUGCGGUCCCAAGAUCAGAUGACAAGCUAAAGUUGCACAUAAUGAUUCAGUUAAGGACAGAGGAAGUAUUGCAGCGUCAGUGUCACGACCAACAGCGAGUAAAUAAAACUAUGUAUUAGUAUCUAAUAAUGAUGUUGCCUCUACCGUCCAUUUAUCGUGGGAUAUGGAGAGCUGCUGUCCACUCACUUAGGACAAGAGGAACUCCACCCUCUCGACUCCUGUCCACCUGUGAUGGAAACCCAGCUGGACUGACUGAUGCUGACACCAUCUUUGCGUUGUCAUCAGGUCAUGGAAGGUGUGGGGUGGCGGUGGUACGCAUCAGUGGUCCUGCAUCAGCUGCAGCUCUGAGGUGUAUGGCUGGUCUCACACACAACCUGCCGCCUCCACGCACUGCUCUGCUGCGUAGCAUCACAGACCCCCGGUCCAAAGAAGUGCUGGACCGUGGACUUGUCCUGUGGUUCCCAGCUCCUCAUAGUUUCUCCGGAGAAGACAGCGUGGAGUUCCACAUCCAUGGUGGUCCUGCUGUCAUUACUGCUGUCUUACAGGCUCUAGGAAGCGUGCCUGGCAUGAGGCCUGCUGAAGCGGGGGAGUUCACGCGGAGGGCCUUUCAAGCAGGCAAACUGGGUUUAACAGAGGUGGAAGGCCUUGGGGAUCUGAUCCAUGCAGAGACAGAGGCCCAGAGGAGACAGGCUCUGAGACAGAUGUCAGGAGAACUGGGACGCCUCUACCAGGACUGGAGUCACAGACUGAAACGGAGUCUGGCCCACGUGGAGGCCUUCAUAGACUUCAGUGAGGAUGAGCUCAUAGAGGACGGGGUGUUAAACCAAGUGGACAGGUCGCUGUGUGAUCUGCAGGCAGAGAUGGAGCGACACCUCAAGGAUGAGAGGAGGGGCGAGCGGCUUCGCAGCGGAGUCCAGGUGGUCAUUGCAGGAGCCACCAACGCAGGGAAAAGUAGCCUCCUUAACGCACUCUGCCAGAGACCUGCAGCCAUUGUGUCUCCCAUCGCUGGGACCACCAGAGACGUAGUGGAGACGGCCCUGGACAUCGGCGGCUUCCCCGUCCUCCUGAGUGACACAGCAGGCCUCAGAGACAGCCCCGACCUGGUGGAGAGAGAGGGUGUCCGCCGGGCUCGGGAAAGGGUGGAGCAGGCUGAUCUGACGCUGGUGGUUGUGGACUGUGCUGGUCUCCUGUCUGAGCACCAGCAAGCUGCAGGCUUCCUUCAGGAACACCUGAGGAGUGUGCUGGCAUCUGAGGAGCAGCCUGGCACAGACAGGUGUCUCCUGGUGCUGAAUAAGACUGAUCUGCUGCCUGAGAAGCAGAGACAGAAGCUGGACUUGGAGCUGAGAGGAGUCUCUGGACUCCCUCCUGUCUGUCUGAUAUCCUGCCAGACUAAAGAAGGACUGAAGGACUUCCUCACAGUGCUGCACAGCAAAGUUAAGACUCUGUGUGGCGACCCUCUGUCUGGUGCCCCCACCCUGACCCAGGCUCGCCACAGGGCCCACCUGCAGCAGUGUGUUGCGGCCCUAUAUCAGUAUCAGCGGUACCGCGACACUGACCUGGCUCUGGCGGCCGAGGGCGUCCGAUUAGCUCUCACCAGCCUGGGCCGGAUCACUGGGCGUGUCGGGGCAGAGGAGAUCCUGGAUAUCAUCUUCAAAGACUUCUGCAUUGGAAAAUAGUCAAGUAGGAGUGAAAAUGCUCAGAGAGGAAGGCAUUACUGCAUUUUUGCAGUUUCAGUUCAGAAAACGGGCAAAAUGGCCCAGGUUUGGCAUUGCGCCAUGUUUUGAGGAACAAACAACAGUAGAAAGAACCAAAUUAAUGUUUUUGGCAGCAGAACACUCCCAAGAUACAAAAAUGUCUGUUUUCUGUUGAUGGUUUUUAUAAGACUGAAAUAGUUUCAGCAUGACGACAGGUGCCUCAGAGGUCCAAUGUACUGAACUGUUUGGCAAGUCUUGAGUCGUAAUUUAAAAAUAUAUUUGAAAGCCUUUGAUAGGUGAAUAUUGGCCUCUUGGGUCACAACAUAACAGCCAAGAUCUUUUAAAAUAAAACCAGCUGCAGACCUCUGCAAGGUCAUGGACGGAAGGUCUGGAUGUUUCCUUGUGCUGCAGAAAGAUGAAUGCUUUUUUUUUUGUUGUUGUUGUUGGUUUUGUCUUCUUGUUUUUUCUGUGGGAGCUAGAGGGGCUGUUUGUCGUGCCACUGGAUACAGAUGAUGACCUACUUGAAAGUCACGUUUAUGUGGUCAGCAAAAAUGUCAACAUUGAAAAAUAUUUCUUGCACACAGUAAUUAAUGGUACAUGGGAUUUGUAAUUUCAGUAUGUAUGAUUGUAUUUGUUUUUGUAACUAAUAAAAAUGGUCUCAAAAAAGACACCAAAUAUUUAAAAAAGGACUCAUUACCUGUUUUGAAAGA